UCCGACCGAGAGGGAGAGGAGAGGAUGGCGUCUGCCGGUGAUACAGGAACGAUGGCUAUGAAUCCCGAUCUUGCCAAAGAACGUCGAAAUGCCAGGUUCCACGUGGAGGAUCUGACCAAUUUCAUAUACCACGGACCGGAGAGAGUGAAGAGGAAGCGUUAUAUACAGAACAUUGCCCUACAGGAGCCCGUGGUGAAGAAUAGUAAGCCCUCAGCAUUUAGAACUCGAGAGGAAGAAUAUGAACUCUCGCUUACUAAACAGCUCCAUGUCCUCAGGCGCCAGAAAGAGCUUGGUAUUACUGAUGAAGUUGACAAGUUUUACUAUAAUGAAGCUACAUCUCCUAAUGAGAAUAACCCUCUUGGCCUUCACUUCGGCAUGUUCAUUCCGACUAUUGAGAAGCAUGGCACUGAGGAACAGAAAAAAAAAUUUCUCCAGCCAGCAAAGGACCUGAAAAUCUGGGGAACCUAUGUACAGACGGAACUUGGACAUGGAACAUUUAUCAGAGGUCUAGAGACAACAGCGACCUUUGACCCCAAAACCCAGGAGUUUGUCAUGAACACACCUACUCUUUCAUCAACCAAGUACUGGCCAGGAAAUUUGGGAAAGACUGUCAACUACUGUAUCAUUAUGGCGCAGCUGUAUACCCAGGGGAAAUGCCACGGGAUACACAUGUUCUUGUGUCCCCUCAGGGACCUCAGCACCCACCAGUCACUCCCAGGAGUGGAAUUAGGAGAUAUUGGACCAAAGUUUGGAUACAGUGGAAAUGACAAUGGUUACCUCCGUCUGAAUAACUUCAGAAUCCCGUACGACCACAUGUUGAUGAGAUAUUCAAAGGUACUGAAAGAUGGGACUUACUUGAAACCAGAAAACACCAAGCUGUCUUACGGAUCUAUGGUAAUGAUACGGGCAGGCAUUGUUGGUUCUGUAUCUCGGGCACUGGCUCAGGCCUGUGUCAUCGCUAUCAGAUAUAGUGCUGUUCGAAGACAGACAGAGGUCUCGCCAGGAGGUCCUGAGGCCCAGAUCAUAGAUUACCAGACCCAACAGUACAAGUUAUUCCCCCUGUUGGCUACAGCGUACGCCUUCUACUUCGCUGGACAGGCAGUGCAGAGCAGUUUCUUACGGAUCUCCAAGGAGAUAGAAGCUGGAAAUCUUCAACAGAUGCCCGUGUUACAUGCUCUGUCAGCUGGCUUGAAAGCGUUCAGUUCCUGGGGAUGUUCAGCAGGAGUUGAAGUGUGCCGUAUGUCAUGUGGUGGUCAUGGUUAUUCGUUGGCCAGUGGGCUUCCGAAGAUCUACACAAAUAUUGUCCCUGCCUGCACUUAUGAGGGCGAGAACUCUGUCAUGAUGCUUCAGACUGCCAGAUAUCUGUUUAAGUGUGCGUUGAGGGUGCAAAAGGGAGAAAAACUUCCUGACCUUGUCUCCUACCUCAGUAUGGACUUGUCAAAAAAGUCAUGCAUGACAUCUGAUGUCGCACUUGGCUGCCUGGUCGAGGCAUAUCAACACAGGGCUGCAAGACUGACCAAAGUGGCCACAGCAGCCGUACAAAGAUACAUGAACGACGGCAAAAGUCCUACAGCGGCAUUUAAUAUGGCGUCCACUCAAAUGACUUGGGCAGCCAAGGCACACUGCCACCAAUAUGUCGUCAAGGUAUUUGUAAACACAGUUACCGAGGCCAAGAUUCAAGACAACACAAAGGCCGCACUGACCACUCUGUGUAAACUGUAUGCUGUUAAUGGGAUCAUGGAAAACCUGGGUGAAUUUUUGCAGGAUCAAUUUUUUAACUCUGAUCAGGUCAAUAUCCUCACCAGUAAACUUAUGACACUUUUGUCUGAUGUACGACCAGAUGCUGUGGCUUUAGUUGAUGCAUUUGACUACCAUGACAGCGUCCUUGAAUCUUGCCUGGGACGAUAUGACGGAAAUGUGUAUUAUGCCCUCUAUCAGUAUGCUAAGUCAUCACCACUGAAUGAAAAAGAUGUGCUUGACUCAUUCCACAAAUAUAUCAAGCCGAUGAGAGAUGAACAGGCAAGUUCACCCCUCUCAGCAAAACUGUAAGCCUUUUUAGGACAGAAGAUUUAAAUAAUUUGCGUGUUUACAACCAGGGAAGUAACCCUGUCAAAAAUGACUGAAAGACCAAGGAAGGUAACUUAAGGGAGGUAACUCUUAACAACACGACUGAAAGGACAAGGGAGGUAACUCCUAAAACACGACUGAAAGGACAAGUAUCUAACAAGAGGGAAACGUUACAAAUUUGUGUACGAUUCUAAGGACAAGUGAACUAACCCUUCCCAAUGACAAAUAUAAAAAAAACUAAACUAUUCCUAAUACAAAAAAUUGCAUUAAUAGUAUUUGCCUAAUAUGGAAAUAGAAUGAUGUGAAGUUUUUUUUUGAGGUGGGAGUAAAUUUUGAAGAUUUCAGUUUUAUAGUUUAUUAACUGCUGAAUUAACCUCAUUUUAUGAGGAAGAAGUAGUGAUCAAUAAGAUAAGGGAGGUAAUUUAUUUCAACUACAAUAUAUGCAGAUGAAGUAAUAAUAUUUAUCGCAUAUUAUCAAGCUCUUCUGGUAGAGCUUGGGAGCCUAUCUUAGCAGUUUGAUACAACUCCCUUCCUCUGGGUUGUGAGGCAGAAUUGGUUGUGGAACUGCAAAACAUACAAUUAUCAAAAGGUGCUAGUAUCUUGUGUGUCUUGUAUACAAUACCUAGUUAACUUAUACACUUUUUCAUGAUCUUGUUAAUUUUGUACAACUGAAGGUAAACAAAUGUUCAGUUGAUGUAAAUUAUUGAACAAAUCAGCUUAUAAUAUAAUUCUGAAUGAGAAGAGAAAUUAAUGUGAGAGAAAUUAAUUGUGAUUUGCCAAUAAUAAAACAAAUCAGUGCAUCAGCCAGAAAGAUAUUUUCAAACUCAAGAUUUGCCUUAGUAUACUUGUUUGUAAUGAGACCUCAGGCUGAGCUCAAACAUGCACUUAAUUAAAGGGACAUCACGGUAAACCCAUUUUUAUUUUUUAUUUUUUCAUAUUAUUGGGUAUAUCUUUAAAAAAAAUAACCCUAUGAAAAAUAACCAUUCGAAUGAUGAUGAUAUAUGUACAUAAAAAAUCCAUCAAUUAUUAAUUAUAAAAAGGUUAUCACAAUUCGUUGAUCAAUAGUCUGGAUAUGUUAAUUUUGUGACAUACACGAUAAAACGCAUGCGCACAGCAAACUAAAACACCUGAAAACAAAAAUGGCUUCCAAUGUGAAUUGACUAUAGUAUAUGUACAGUGUUUACACUUAUCUACACAUAAAUAUUUGUGCCGGAAUAUAUACAGAAUGUGUUAUUUAACAUUUAAAUCACUGUAUAAUAUCGUUAUCCAACUAACCCAGAUGGAGUAUUUCGACUUUUAAACUUGAACAUGCCUCAAUUUCGAAACAGUCACAUGAUGAUUUAAAAAUGAUUUCUGCGCGAAAAUCUAAAUCGAGUGGUCAAGCUGGACAUAGGGAUUGACUGUGAAUAUUGGGAUAGCACAGAAACAACUUGAAAGGAACAAAACACGUACAUGUACAUUCAAUGAAAAUAACAACGUUUUUACCGUGGUGUCCUUUUAAUCGAUAUUAAAGUUAAUAAACUUGAGGCGAAAUUGAUGGUGUUAAUUUUACUUUUUGCAAUUCCCUCAUAAAGCAUUAUCUUUUGCAAUUCUGUAUUUUUGUGUAAUUUGUUUAUAUUUUAUAUGGUUGUAUAUAACAAAUGUCAUUUCUGGUAAUUUGCCUGCUGAUGUCUAAUGCAGUUCAGUAAAGGCACCAGUAGUGCUAUUUCAUUAUCUGUUAAUAAGCCAACCACCUACUCUGGGUUGAAGUUGAUAUGUUGACCCCAGUGUUUGUUAUGAAUAAAUGCAGUACUUCUUAACUGACUUGAGGUCACAAAGCUUACCCUAAAAGGUACAAAACAUCUAGAGAAUGUGUUGAUUUUUUAUACUUAUAAUUUUUGUAUGAAUAUAUAUUAAAAAAAAUGAAUGUAUAGACUGUGAUAUAUGAACAGCUUGGCUGUGAAAUCUACUGUUAUAUUUUAUUAUUAGAGGAAUAUAUGGCAUAAGAUUUGUACUGUAAAACCUUAUUUUGUGAAUUUGUAAUAUAGAAAAAAUAUCACAUCCAAACUAGAGCACUUUAGUGAAAACAUUUUAAUAAGAUACAUCUCUAUAUUCUGAAAUAAAUACCAAUUAAUUGUGCUGCAAUAAACCAUUUCACUGCUUUGAGGCAAAGUUUGAUUCCAGGGCUUAAUACAGGAAAUCUAUGAUAGGAAAAUAUCUGUGAUGGGAAAUAUUUGCACAAGAAAAAAAAUUGGUAUGAUACUUUUUAAUUGAGAUUGGACUUGUAAAGAAUGUUGAAAUACUUGAGUUGUAUUAAACAGAUCCUCAAGAUCCUCAAACUUCUGUUUUAUACUAAAUAUAUUGUAUGUACAAUCAGAUUGAUCAUAUGUUAUACAGCAUUUGAAACCUCAUUUAUCCCCUACACAAAUAUUGCUCAUCACUCUAGAAAAGUAAUUAUAUAGGGAGGAAUAUUGAAAGGUUUCCCAUUAAAUAUCACAUAUAUUUAACAAGUGUGAUAUAAUGUAUUGAAUUAUGAUUCUAUCAAGUUCAUAAUUUGUGAUAUUUCACUGGUAAAAAUGUAAUUAAGUCUUUUUUUUAUAGUAAUGAUGCAUAUUUUCCUUUCUAGAAUAUUAUCAUCAAAAUAUUUCUGACAUUGAAAAAUCCACAAUAAUGCAUGCUCUAAUAUAUUUAUGUUGUUUUUAUUUAAAUUAAAAAGACCCUGAUUGAUGUUUUCCAAUAAACAAUUCCAAUAUCAAAAAAUCACUUUUAUUAGAAAUGAAACAGCAUAUUAAUAUAUUGUGUCUAUCUAUUUGUCAGAUCGUUUCAAAUGAACAAAAAGGUUUUCACGGGGCGAUACAAUCAUUUAAAGAAACAAAACUUUACAAUUAAAAAUUAUUCAAUUAGGAAAACAUGCUCGAUAUCUCUAAGGAAAAAAACACGAUGGCUGAAAUGUGCACUCAUGUAGUUUUAGGGUGACUAAUGAAGAUGUAGAGAGCUGUCUAUUUACUGUUUAAAUGUGCAUUAUAUUUUUAUGUCAUCAUCAUAAUAAAGUUAUUUAAAUCGGAAACAUAAUACAAUGUUAUAUGUUA
Messenger RNA from Pecten maximus, 5135 nucleotides. Its product is annotated as peroxisomal acyl-coenzyme A oxidase 1-like. The record is from RefSeq and is a predicted model, not a curated record. Gene Ontology annotation, molecular function: acyl-CoA oxidase activity; fatty acid binding; FAD binding. The coding region runs from base 25 to 2049 and encodes 674 amino acids. Gene Ontology annotation, biological process: fatty acid beta-oxidation using acyl-CoA oxidase; lipid homeostasis. Lineage: Eukaryota; Metazoa; Mollusca; Bivalvia; Pectinida; Pectinidae. The transcript has 12 exons. Gene Ontology annotation, cellular component: peroxisome.